UCAGCCGAGAGAUAUCCCAUUGAGAUUACAAUUAAUGGAUUCAUUUGGCAACCAAGUAGUGUUCAGCUCACACUCACAGUACUUCAUGGAUGAAACCAACUUUGAUCAGCACUUCGCUGAGCUCAUCAGAGGUGAAGCCACUGAUGAUCCCACUGGCAAGUUUUGUCUUAACUAUGAGUGUGAGCACAUUGCUGGCUGCUUGGGUGCCAACAAUCGCUUUGAGCCAACAUUCCUAGCCGAUCAUUACCUAUUUGAUGAUUUCAGUCCUCUUCCAGCCAUGCCCAAUGCAAAUCCUGAGCUUAACACAAUAUUGGCAGCCGAUGCCAAGAAUGGGGAGGAGGAGAAUGAUAUUGGGGAGUCGUCCUCUGCAACCACCACGACUUCUUCUAAAUCUACAAAGAAGAGGACCGACAGGUCCAGAACUUUGAUCUCGGAGAGGAGGAGGAGAGGCAGGAUGAAGGAGAAGCUCUACUUGCUCCGUGCCUUAGUUCCUAAUAUAACCAAGAUGGACAAGGCCUCCAUUGUUGGAGAUGCAGUGUUACAUGUGCAGGAGCUGCAAAUGCAGGCUAACAAGUUGAGAGCUGAGAUUGCUGAGCUUGAAUCUUCAUUGGCGGGAGGGGGCAGACACCAACAAAGCAUAGUCCAAAACCGACACCACAUCCAACUUUCAAACAGCAACUAUCCAGUUUGCAAGCAAAUAACGCAGAUGGACAUAUGCCAAGUUGAAGAAAGAGGAUUUUACGUGAGAAUAGAGUGCGUCCGAGGCCUAGGGGCAGCGAUUUCACUCUACAAGGCUCUAGAGUCCCUUGGUAGAUACAGUGUUCAGAGCUCCAACUUGGCUACCAAAGCUGGGAGAUUCAUCUUGACAUUUACAUCAAAGGUUAGAGAGAGUGAGCCAGACCUGAACCUGCCAAAUCUGAAGCUGUGGGUAGCAGGGGCUCUGUUGAACCAAGGAUUCAAGUUUCAGACACAGCCAUCUACCUGAAAUCUCUUUGACCUUAUCCCGACACACCCCCCCCCCCCCCCCCACCCACCCCACCCCACCCCGCGCGGGACCGGGGGCCGCCGCUGCCGCCUUUUGUUUCAUAAUUCCUAAUUAGCACCGUGUCUCUGUGUUCAUUGACACGCAAAGGUUUUCAGCAGCUAGAGUUGAUAAAUCAAAAAAUAUCAAACACUGACAUGUUACAAUGUUGUGUAGCUGCAGAUUUGGAUAAUAAAAUGCAACAAAAUUUUCCA
Diospyros lotus (date-plum) is the source of this 1236-nucleotide messenger RNA. RefSeq names its product transcription factor FER-LIKE IRON DEFICIENCY-INDUCED TRANSCRIPTION FACTOR-like. The record is from RefSeq and is a predicted model, not a curated record. Gene Ontology annotation, biological process: regulation of DNA-templated transcription. Gene Ontology annotation, molecular function: protein dimerization activity; sequence-specific DNA binding; DNA-binding transcription factor activity. The transcript is spliced from 4 exons. Gene Ontology annotation, cellular component: nucleus. The coding region runs from base 35 to 985 and encodes 316 amino acids. Lineage: Eukaryota; Viridiplantae; Streptophyta; Magnoliopsida; Ericales; Ebenaceae.